UCUGCUUUGAGUAGAGAAGCCGAGUAGACCGGGAUCCACUACCUCUCUUUGUCUUUCAUCUUUACCGAAGAGGAGGCGACGAAAUGAAGCACAAAAGAAAGAACAAAAUCGAACAAAGAGAGAGUAGAUAUGGUCAAUGCGUUGUAAUUUUCUCGUUUCUGUUAAUCGAGGCGGUAAAGGAAUCCGUCGUUUUUGUUAUCGUAUGACUAAAAAUCCGCUUUUGGGAUGUGUUCUAAAGGAAAGAUCGGACUUUGAGGUCAUGAAUCACAUGGGGGUGGGGAGCAGGUGGCAUUCCCACAGCUGAUGUCGACGUCUUGGAUUUGGUUUUCUUGGGUUGCUUCCUUCUCUAGUUAUUUAAUUCUCACACGCUGCUGCUGUCAUUAAUGGCGAAUUGGGAGGUUACAGUUGUUGCUGGUGAUUUGCUGGACGUCUUCGUUUCCCUGUGAGGCACCUGCAGCUGUUCAAUGCAUAAACGGAAAAGAGAGGGAAAAAGCUCACACGGACUUGGGAAAGGAGAUUUUGGCUUGCUAAUAGAGAAGGAUGGUCCCUUACUAGAAGCAGGAUCAACCCAAGUUCGCCAAUCUUUGUGUCCCAGAAAAUGGGCCUUUUGGAAGUCUCAUUGCCGAUUGAUCCAGUCAAGCAAGAUGUUGGUACAGAAGAAAGUAGACUAAGAUUAAUCAGAACCAGAGAGACGCGGUCCUCAAAUUUGGUACACUCUCCUAAGACUUAUAGAUCAUUGUUACAAGGAUCUGAAGCAAAAUUCUCUCAAGAGUUGAUCUUUUCUUGCUCAAGUACCAGAUCAACUUCCUCUGACCUGUCUGCUUCACCGGCACAUAGCUUUGUCACCUCAGCGCUUGUUUACUGUGUCUGGGAAAGUAGCAUGCCUUAUUUCUUAUUUGUUGUAGAUGAUGAUGGAGGUGACGUAUAUGUGGCUCAUCCUCUGAAGAUUAGUCCCUCUGUUGAUAAGUCCCUGGAUUACAUUUAUCUGUUCCAUUCAUGGAAAGCAAGCAGAACUGCAUCAAACAAAAAUGUUUCUAAUGCUUCACAUGUUGUUGGAAAGAUGAAGGUAUCGAGUUCUUUAAUUGUGAAUUCCAGAAGAUCUAAAUUCAUGGAAAUUGAGUUUGUUUUAUUUGGUGCCAAUGAAGAAUAUUCGAAAGAAAAGGAAAAGCCAUUAUCAAAUGUCAAGAAAAGUAAUGGGCAAUCCAAAAAGGUGGUUGAGAUGUUUAGGCCAAGUCAUUCAUCCAUGCACAAUCCUAAACUUAAGUUUGGCGAAUCAGGUUCUCGGUUUGAGGACCUGUGGCAAUUUUUUUCUAAUGAGUUACAAACUAUUUAUGAAUCAGAUUGUGCAGAUCAGCUCACAAAUGGUUUCCCACCCAAUCUUGAAUUGGCGGCAAUAGUUGUCGGAGAUCACAGAUAUAAUAGCUCAAAAGAUGUAGCUUUUGGUGGUUGGGGCCUCAAAUUCCUUGAGAAAGUUGAACUCAAUGAUGCUGAUUUUUCUCAAGGGGUGCCAUCAUCUUCUUCCAAAAGUUGUAAAGAGAAAUCCGAAAGUGAUAGGAAGAAGACUGCCAGGAAUGUGACUGUUUUAGUUCCGGAUGGAUUUCAUGGAGGACCAGUUGCCGAAUUUGGUGGUCCUUCUAAUCUUAUUGAUAGAUGGAAGACAAAUGGACAUUGUGACUGUGGGGGGUGGGAUGCUGGGUGUCCUAUAAAAAUACUAAACAGUGAGUCUAACAGUUCAAAGAUUUUGCCCCAGGCAGAGAUGGGAGAGGAUCACAAGUCAUUUGAACUAUUUAUAGAGGGUCAUAAGCAUGGAGAACCUGCUUUCCAAUUGUUGAAUGUGAGCAAAGACACAUACGUCGUUAAUGUUCAGCCAACUCUAUCGGCUCUUCAGUCUUUCUCCAUAGGAGUUGCAGUCAUCCAUUCCCAGACACCAGAUCUGUAUCCAAAUUUGUGAUUUAUGGAAGUUCUGAAAGAGUAGGAGAUUUCUCCAUCAACUCAAGCCCAUCUUGCUUAAAUUCCAAGUUGGCUUCAGCUCAGUAACUUUCUGAAGUCAAUUGUAGCAGUUGAAUUUGCAUGGACUUGCUCUGUUAUACAGAAAGGAUUCAAUCAUUCUUAUCAGCAAAAAGUAAAUCUUGGAAUAGAAUCAGUCCUUGUGCUUGCAUGUGCUGUUUAGUCAUCUUUCUGUCACAGUUUCUGAAUUUCUCUGAUUCUUUGUUUUUCUUUUUUGUGUGCUUCUUUUGCGGUAAAAUAAAAUAGAUCUGCUCAUGUUUUUCAUCUAUGGAUGACAGAUGACUCAACACAACAUAUGAAAAUUAAUCAGGAAUAUGUGUGGUUCUAAAUGUAAGAGCUUAUAUCUCAAUAUGAUCUUAAAUUUCUAAUCAA
Musa acuminata AAA Group (dessert banana) is the source of this 2379-nucleotide messenger RNA. RefSeq lists its product as uncharacterized. The transcript is spliced from 5 exons. The record is from RefSeq and is a predicted model, not a curated record. Lineage: Eukaryota; Viridiplantae; Streptophyta; Magnoliopsida; Zingiberales; Musaceae. The coding region runs from base 599 to 1951 and encodes 450 amino acids.